UCAGAGUUCAGCCACAGCCAAACAAACCCAGUGGAGUCCUGGAUAGGAAAGUUUUUCAUUCUAGGUUUUGUGGUCUUAUCACUGCUGUGGAAAGGGUUUCAUCUACCUGGAUCAGUCAAGAACAGAAACACUGUCAUGGGCUAAAGACUCCGAAAGGGCAGCAUUCGCCAGUGACGGGUCAAGGAAAGACAAAGUCCCACAGCAAUCCGUUGGUCUGGAACCCAUAUGGCUGAUUGUAGUGCAGUCACCUUAACACGCCUCAGAAAUCAGGUUUCACUCCAAACAGGAUAUUUCAGAAUCCAUAACACGAAAUCAUGUUGGGGAAAAAGCUGGUGACUGCACAGAAGAGAGGAGAGACAAGGGCAUUAUGCCUGGGACUAGGAAUGAUUGCAUGCUCAUUAAUGAUGUACUUAUUUAUUGUUCUCACCAUUGUGCCAUUCUACAGGGAAAGUGUUUGGACCAAAGAAGUUACCUGCAAAGUGAUCAAAGCUGAUAUCAAGGACAAAUGCUCAUUCAACAGUGGUGCAACCAACAUUUUACAGUAUCCCUGUCUAGAGGUGCUGGUGGAUUUGAACUUCUCAGGAGAAAAGGUUAUGCUCUACCAUACUGAGGACACAAAGAGAAGAAAUCCCAAGUGCUCCUAUGUUCCAGACAACUCGGAGAAGAACAAAGAAGGCAAAGUAAAAAACGUUACAGAAAACUUCAGAAAGUAUCAGACUUUCCCUUGUUACUACGACCCAGGAAGAGAAGAGACAAGUGUCCUCUUAACGAGGCUAUAUACGCCAAAGGGCCUUUUGUUCGUUUUCUUCUGGCCUUCCCUUAUGAUGACUGGUGGAGUGCUGGUUAUCAUCAUGGUGAAAGUCAGUCAAUAUGUUUCUGCACUUUCUGCUCGGCAACACUAAACUAAUAGAUCAUCCUCCACAACACAAUGAGCUCAAGUUCCCUUUGCCCCACCCUCUAUCCCCUGUAUUUUGUAAUUCUUCAAAAUGUACUAUGUUCAGUGGUCAGAGUUCUAGUGAAGAGAGACGUUGUCUGAGUGUAUAUACUGUGGUUUACUGCAAGUCAGACAUAAAAUAAGACCAAUACGUGAGGUUCCAGGGAUUGCACAAGAACUAUUCCAUGCUUUUUGGGUGGUAGUUUUUUGUUUUCAGACAUCUGUCAAUUUUGUGGCGGGUUUGAGUGAGUUUUGUUUUACAAAAGCGAGGUUAAAAAUUCAGCAUUCAAAGUUGCUGACAAAGAGCAUAAUGUACAUUUGGGGGUUGAUUUUCAGAAAGUCGAGGUCAGACAUCUACAUGCAUCUUUCUGUGCUGACUUUACCUACACAGUUAGGGCACAUCUACACUGUGCGGAAAAAUCAACAUUGCCAGUCAAUCUUUUGGGGUUUGCUUUAGUAGGUCUAGUAUAGACCCACUAAAUCAAACCCAGAGGGCGCCUCCAUUGGCACCAGUAUUUUUGAUCGUCAUGAGGAGUAAGGGAAGCCAAUGGAAGGGUUUGCUCCUGUCAACCUCCCACUGUGUGGACAGUGCAGAAACAGGAUGUAAGAUAUGUCGACUCCAGCUAUGUAAUUUACAUAGCUAGAGUUGAACAUCUUACUUUGACCUUCCGAUGUAGUGUAGGCCAGGCCUUACUGGAACUGUGUUCAUAAAAGGCAGCAGGCUUUACCUGAGAGUAAAGGAGGGCUGAUUGCACAAAGUACACAAAGAUGUGUGUGGUAGUAUGCAUGAACUGCAACUGUCACUCUUCUGAAAAAUCAAGCGUUUAAUAUUUACUUUUAUAGGAUUCUACACACACCAGUGCGCACGCGCGCACACACACACACACACACACACCUGUGCACGCGCACACACACACAAAAUGUACUUUUUAAAGGGGUAGAAUUUUUGUAAAGACCAACUUUUGCAAUUAUGCGCCGCUGCUUUGGUUCAGUUUUGGAGUAGCUACAAGGUCUGCCUUUGAAAAUGCUCUUUUUCCACCUGUAACUCACAUAUAAUAUUAAGAAGUCAAACCAAAGAGGUUAAAAAUAUGUGAAGAUUGUGUACUUCAAACCAUCAGCAAGUUGUGUGGAGAAGGAGUACAAUGAAUUCACAUGAGCUUGAGAGAUAAGGAAGGGGGUAGAGACAGGAAAUGAGAGAGAGCACAUGUCUUGCCUGGACAAUUUAAUAUCAACAAAGAAAGGUCUGAUGCUUACAAUGAUGAACUGUUCUCUGAAAAGGACUGUUGCUCUCAACUCAGCUUCCAAUUCCCUGCAGUGUACAAUGGGAAUACAAAACACACUGUAUGUAAUGUGUUUGACUGGCACUUGUGACAUGGCUAGCACAGGGCCUGUUCUGUGAACAGAUGUGUCAGACUCACACACACAAAAAAUCAGAGUUAGGCCUCAGAUUUUAAGUCCAUCGAGUGCCUUGGAAAAAAUAAUUCCAUUUUCACUGAACUGUGACAUUUCUGACUGUCUGUUGUAGCACAAACAAGGGGCACACUGAAACAAUAAAAAAUCUCCACACAUUGUAGCCUC
Molecule: messenger RNA, 2512 nt
Organism: Pelodiscus sinensis (Chinese soft-shelled turtle)
Lineage: Eukaryota; Metazoa; Chordata; Testudines; Trionychidae
Gene: KCNMB1
Product: potassium calcium-activated channel subfamily M regulatory beta subunit 1
Biological process (GO): detection of calcium ion; potassium ion transport
Cellular component (GO): voltage-gated potassium channel complex; membrane
Molecular function (GO): potassium channel regulator activity; calcium-activated potassium channel activity
Source: RefSeq, a predicted model, not a curated record